Molecule: messenger RNA, 3095 nt
Organism: Zea mays
Lineage: Eukaryota; Viridiplantae; Streptophyta; Magnoliopsida; Poales; Poaceae
Product: Plant intracellular Ras-group-related LRR protein 4
Exons: 3
Coding region: 624-2357 (577 amino acids)
Cellular component (GO): cytoplasm
Molecular function (GO): protein binding
Source: RefSeq, a predicted model, not a curated record
AGCAGGCCUCCCGGCUUCAUUUCUACCUACGUGACCCCAAGCGCCGAGCCCGCUGAUCAAUCCAUUUCCCAUUUCCCCAUCCCGAGACCAGGGCCAGGCACGCACCAGGAACCACCCACGGCGGCCACCGCCCCCGCCCACCCGCGCGAUCGGUCCGCCCCCUGCGCAUUGCGGCAGACCUACCUACCUCGGUGAGCCGUGCCCGUGGGCGAACCACCCCUCCCAAUCCCACCUCCUCCCCACCGGACCGGCAAUUCGGCGGUGUCCGAGCCGCCCCGUCCGUCCACCCCGCGCUGUUGGAUCGGGCCACCGCCGCCGAGAAAAAAAAAGCUGCCUUUUUAUCUCCUUCGGCCCGGCGGGCGCGCCGAGCUGUGAUCCGGCGCCGCACACCUGGGCUCUGGUGGUUCCGGUUCUUAUCCGGAAAGGGGGGGCGGCAUCCGAGGCGGGGCGCCACGGGCGCCACGUGACGAGCGGUUGGCGAUGGCGACGACGGGCGCGGGAAAGCGCAGCGGCGAGGCCCGCGCGCCGAGGCUUACAUAAGGAGGAUCCCGACUGCCCGUACCGUACCGUCGCGUGGGAAGGGACCGAGGCGCGGAGAUCUGGGCUGUUCCUGAGCCGCCGGGAUGGGGACCGCGCUCGACGCGGCGGCCUUCGGGUCGGUGGACGGCGUGGUGGGCGAGAUCAUGCGGCUGCACCGCGCCCUGCCGGCGCGCCCGGCGCCGGAGGAGGCGGAGGCCGCCGAGGCGCUGGUGCGCGCCGCCGACCGCGAGGAGCGGGCGCGCCUCGACGCCGCCGCGCGCUUGCGCAGGCCGCCCGCCGUGCCCGACGAGCUCUUCGGCGUCGCCCUCGAGAUGCACCGCGCGCUCGCCGCCUUCCACUGCCGCGAGCAGAAGCGCGACGCCGCGCGCCUCCUCGAGCUCGACGCGCUCCACGGCCUCUUCGACGACCUCAUCCAGCGCGCGUCGCAGUGCGUGCCGUCCAGCUCCGGCUCCAGCUCCACCCGCGCCGCGCCCCGCGUCGCCGCUGCGACCACCGCUGCCGCCUCGUCUUCCUUCGCAGCCGCGUCGUCAUCGGCGGUGGCCGCUGACAGCGGCGCUCACCGCUACUCGUCGAUGGAACCUAAUGGGUUCAGCGCGCCGAGGAUGGUGACCGGCAUGGGGCGCGUCUCCAUGGACGACAGCUACGUCAAGAAGGCCAAGGCCGCAGUGUGGGACGACAGGGUUGUGGCGUCGAGCUCCCAUAUGCCGCGAGGAGCAGUUUCUGCAAACUCCGUGGCGACUCCUGUGGACGGCGGCUAUGGAGAUGACAACCAGAAAUUGACCCUCAUUAAGCUAGCUAGCAUGAUUGAAGUGGCUGCAAAGAAAGGCGCUCGCGAUCUCAACCUGCAAGGCAAACUCAUGAACCAGAUCGAGUGGCUCCCUGAUUCAAUUGGAAAGCUCACUGGACUUGUCACCCUUGACAUUUCGGAGAAUCGGAUCUUGGCCUUGCCGGAAGCAAUUGGGAUGCUUUCUUCUUUGGCCAAGCUUGACCUUCACGCUAACAGAAUUGCUCAGCUUCCCGAGUCGAUUGGGGAUCUUUCCAACCUGAUAUAUCUCGACCUUAGGGGCAAUCAGCUUGCAUCAUUGCCGGCCAGUCUUGGUAGGCUGGUGAAGCUUGAGGAGCUUGAUGUGAGUGCAAACCAUCUUACCUCACUCCCCGACUCAAUAGGAAGCCUUACACGCCUGAAGAAGUUGAUCGCCGAGACAAACGACCUUGAUGAGCUGCCAUACACUAUCGGCAAUUGUGUGUCACUGGUGGAACUGCGGGUAGGAUACAACCACCUCAAGGCCCUCCCGGAGGCCGUCGGAAAGCUAGAGUCUCUGGAGGUCCUCUCUGUGCGAUACAACACUAUUAGGGGCCUUCCAACAACAAUGGCAUCUCUCACAAAGCUGAAGGAGGUUGAUGCAAGUUUUAAUGAGCUCGAGUCUAUUCCCGAGAACUUCUGCUUCGUCACUUCUCUUAUCAAACUAAACGUCGGGAAUAAUUUCGCUGACCUGCAAUCCCUGCCUCGUUCCAUUGGCAACCUUGAGAUGCUGGAAGAGUUGGAUAUAAGCAACAAUCAGAUUAGGGUGCUUCCUGAUUCUUUUGGAAACCUGCAGCGUCUCCGUGUGCUCCGCGCAGAAGAGAACCCUCUCCAAGUGCCACCAAGAGAUGUAGCUUUAAAGGGAGCUCAGGCCGCUGUUCAAUACAUGGCUGAAUAUGUUGCCAAGAAAGCCACAAGGUCACAACCGAUGAAGACAAAGAAGACCUGGGCUCAGUUCUGCUUUUUCUCCCGGCCUAACAAAAGAAAGCACGACCGAAUAGACACCGCGUCGUGAUUCACUGUGAGACUGAUGAACAUUAAGCUGCUGUUUCCUCAACUCUACACUUCUGAAGAGAACUAUCGGGUGCAUCGCCUUCGAUCGCUACCAUUGUGUUGUAUGGGUCAACAAGAUGUGAUGCCCAGAAGCUUUUCCUUGGACAAUGCUGCAGCCUGCAGCUUCUAACCUGUAGAACCAAGAUGGUCAGGUUUCACCGAACCUACUCACUCUUGUUUCCACCAGGCCAACUCAACUCUGAAUGACCGCUGGAAGAGUCCAAGUCUUACUUCAGCUUAAGAAUCUAGAAGUGGUUUAGUCUCUCGGCCUUUUUCGUAUGAUCGAGAGCAGCUGAGAAGAGAACUGGAAGAUUGCUGAAGUUCGGUUUGCCCUGCAGUGCAACUUGUCAAUAUUAUACGUAAUAUACAUGCAUCCGGUGAAACUAAGACCUUGGUUAUUACUAGGAUUUGCUUUCAGAGAUCAUUUUUAUUUCUCUAUAUUUGAGCGUAUGUUCUUUGAAACUUCUAAGUUAGAACUAAAAUCCUGCAAGAUACCAGAUGUGCUGGAUUGAAAACGACUGCAGUCGAAUCCUUUUUGUGUGGCUUAAUAUUUAUUUAGUGCAUUCUGAGAAGUUUCUGUUGUAACUAGUGUACUAGAAUCUUUCUGAAGAGAUUCAUAAAACACAGUAUUUUGCAUGUUUUUCUCUGAUAAAUUGUAACGUGGGCUAUUACAAGCAGCUACUCGGAGCAUUUCAGGAAA